Cloeon dipterum is the source of this 1207-nucleotide messenger RNA. RefSeq names its product adenosine deaminase-like protein (gene Ada). Gene Ontology annotation, molecular function: adenosine deaminase activity. The transcript has 7 exons. NCBI's taxonomy places the organism in Eukaryota, Metazoa, Arthropoda, Insecta, Ephemeroptera, Baetidae. Gene Ontology annotation, biological process: inosine biosynthetic process; adenosine catabolic process. The coding region runs from base 116 to 1114 and encodes 332 amino acids. The record is from RefSeq and is a predicted model, not a curated record.
GAGCGUUUUUGAUAGCCAAAACAAACCGUUAAAGAGCAAUAAUUUUUCAUUUUAAUUCAUACUUUUCUUUCGCCACAUUUGGCCUUUUUUCGACUUGUCAACACCUGUCCACUCAAUGGAAGAUUUCUGCAAGCGACUGCCGAAGAUCGAGCUGCACGCUCAUCUGAACGGCUCCCUGAGCGAGUCGACGAUUCAGAAACUGUGCCAGUUAGAAGGUGCUCCGCAUUUGUUCGACAAUUGGCAAGUUGCCAUCAACCAUGGAGAACACCGGACGUUGUCUGAGUGCUUCGAAAUGUUCAAGGCUGUUCACGCUCUUACGGUGGCACCUGAAGCAGUAAAACUCGCCACGGCGAGCGUAAUUAGUGAUUUCGAGCAGGAUGGCGUUAUUUAUCUCGAACUGCGAAGCACGCCACGCGAGGUCGAAGGCCGCAUGACCAAGGAGCAAUACGUUGACGCUAUUGUCGAAGCCAUACUUGCCCACCAAGGAAAAAUCGCUGUAAAGCUGCUCCUCUCGGUUGACCGGCGGCAAAGGUCAGAAGAGGCUGAGCAUGCCCUGAAAAUCGCCCUGGAUGUUAGGGCCAAACACCCUGAUUUGGUCGUGGGUCUUGAUUUGAGUGGAGACCCAACGGCCGGCAGCCUGGACCUUUUUCUCCCAACUUUUGUGAAGGCAAGGCAGCACGGACUCGGCAUUGUCAUGCACUGUGGAGAGGUACCUAACAAGGCAGAGGUGCUGGAGAUUUUGAAAUUCAGACCGGACAGGCUUGGUCACGUCACCUGUCUUCACCCUGACUUGGGAGGGUGCCAGGAACAGUGGAAAACUUUGAUCGAAUCCAAGAUUCCUGUUGAGGUAUGCCUGACCUCCAAUUUACGAUGCAAAACGGUUCCCUCUUACGAAAAGCACCACUUAAGACACCUCUUGAGUGCCAGACAUCCAGUGGCCCUCUCAACGGACGACAAGGGCGUCUUCUGCUCUGACUUGUCAAACGAAUUCCAUAUUGCGGCCAAAUCGUUUGACCUGAGCGAACAGGAUUUGAGAGAUCUUAGCAUCAACACAGUGGACUUCUGCCUCGCGAGUCAGCAGAUGAAAGAGCAGCUACGCAGAUGCUUCCAAUAAACAUCCUCAACUUUAAUUUGAACAGUCGAAAACAAUAGUUAUUUUUCAUGUUUUAAGAACACAAAAUUAAAUAUUAUUUAAAUUUUACAAAAA